CCUACUUACGUCGAGGUAACGCGUUCGCAAUAAAACGUAGGCGCUUCAUGAUUCCAAUUCGGCACCGGCCGCCCAAGUUCUGCUGGUAGCGAAGAACAGAAAAAAACAGAAUGUUCGGGCGUCGUUCUACCACGUCGCGGGCAACUGCAUCUGCGAUGAACAGUAGCGGCACUGGCGACGGGUCCCGAGAAGAUGCCCACGUGUUGAGGGACGAGCGCAGGCUGCACGGGGAGGACCCACAAUGUGGUCGUCAACUACACGGUCAUUUUCCGCUUCCGCCACAAGCAGACAGCAGCGAAGAUCUCCCCUGCUACGCCACGACUUCGUCGCGGCUCAGCACGAAGAGAACACCGCUGAUCAAUCGAGUAGACCAGAAUGGGCAUGGGCAGCUGCACAAUUUCAGUUUCCCGUCGAACAUAACGCUGACAACCACCACCAGUUCAUCAUCUGACCCGAAUUUGAUGCAGGGCGAUGCUCUAGACGCAGGAGGGGCGGACCACCUGCUGGCUCAACACGGCUCGUCGCUUCUCGAUGAUGGGGAUUUGCUCGCACGAGAAGAUCUCCACUGUGCAACCACGAGCAGGAGUUCUUGUACCAAGGACUUUGACUGCACGGAAGAACAAGUUGUGAAGCUUGCGGGGUCCUGCAGAACCUCAACGUCGUUUAUGAUUUCCAGCGCUGCGGGAUCGCUCAGAGACUACCACGGAGUUGUAGCAGACGACACGGCUGCUCGUCCUGCGCAUCAAAUAAAGCACGAAACCGCUUCGCCGUCAGCUCCUCCGCCGGUGAUAUCGUCGAACGUGGAAGAUGUCAGGACAACUACUGCUUCAGCGGCUUCUGUGAAGACGGGACCUGAUCAUCCUGCGGGGAGUGCAGCUGUAACGAAUGGCAGUAAAAUAUGGCAGUGUCAGGAUUGAAAUCGUCAAAGUUGAAAAAAAAUUCUGGCAGAACUUGGCGGGGGCCUUCAGGGCACCCCCUCCGGGACCCCCUUCAACUCUGACACAUUCCAGCAUAGCGUGGUGGCUAGCUCGGAGGGGGGGCGAAUGUGUCAGAGUUGAAACGCAAAAUCCCGGCACCUCUUCAGGGGCCCCCGGAUUUUUUUUUCAACUUUGAGAAUUUCGAUCCUGACACACCCAUAUAAAAUAAAUAGGGUCCUCGUCGUAUCAGCUGCAUCAGAUCAUGCAAACAACUCCUCCAGCACAACUACCAGGACACUGAACACUUGUUCCAGCAAACAACAAGAAGAGACAACUACGAGGGCCGCCAACCGUGUCGAGGAUGCGUCGAGGACCGGAAAUUAUGCGACAGACUAUCGAAUGUAAAAAUGUCUGGGUCUGGAAGAGUCAUGCUAUUUCUGCAUGACACAGAAGGUCUGGUAUGGAAGCUCCAGCAUCACAGGUUUCGAGAAGCUUCCGCAAUGUCGAACCCGGAUGACAAAUCCCCCAAUUUGGUGACAGAAAGUGAGCAGCUCUUGCUACCUCUGCAUGAGAGAUUUUUGUGAGUUCCGAAAUGCGCACCACAGGUUACAUCCUUCCAGACCCAGACACUUUUACAUUUGAUACAGACAUGUCUGAAACCACAAGGUUCGCGCUCCUCCGCACCGACUUGGCGAAUGAGCGCACGUUUCUGGCCUGGAUCCGCACAGCGGCGGGCCUGGUCACCCUGGGGUUCGCGAUGGACAAACUGAAUCUGGUCACGGAGUCCCACGUUGACAACUUGUGCGCCAUUAUGUUUGUUCUGCUCGGUGUUUUUUCUGCGGCGUACGGAACCCUGCGGUACUAUGCGGUCCGGAAUGCGAUUCGAGAACGAUAUCCUGUGCAAAAGUAUCGUACUCGUAGUAACUGCAUUUCUGCAUUACAAAUCUCUGUCUCAAGGUAAAUCACCAUUACAAAUUCAAUUUGUAAUGCUGGUGGAAUCUGUAAUGCAGUUUAUACUAGUACGAUACUUUUGCAGUUCAUAAACGAGCUGGAGGCACCAUGUUUGGGUCGCACUUUUUAUCCAAGUGAUGCUGCAACAAGUAAUAGUAAAACAAUUUCCAUACGGACCAAAAAUGCGAUGAACUUUUCCUGUCAUGACAAUGCUGUUUGCCUGAGAAAUUUAGUAUGCGAAAGCUGUAAAAAAGUAGUCUCUAUGUCGUUUUCGACAUGGGGUCGUCAACGUUGUAUUUGCCUCAGACCGUAAAAAAAAUUCUGCGCGCAUUUUUUCGCGGCGCAAAGCUAGUAAACCUGUGCACGCUAGUGAGGGGCUGACUUGAACGCGGUUUGUUUUAGCUAGCUUGUCAGCAGCAGUGCUCUAGUAGGUAAG
This is a messenger RNA of Amoebophrya sp. A120, 2304 nucleotides long. Lineage: Eukaryota; Dinophyceae; Syndiniales; Amoebophryaceae. The record is from the annotation of a GenBank genome assembly.